Molecule: messenger RNA, 1529 nt
Organism: Epinephelus fuscoguttatus (brown-marbled grouper)
Lineage: Eukaryota; Metazoa; Chordata; Actinopteri; Perciformes; Serranidae
Exons: 7
Coding region: 452-1099 (215 amino acids)
Source: RefSeq, a predicted model, not a curated record
AUGAGAUUGAUGUUGAAGGACAGGAGCCAUGUUCCUUGCACACAGAAGAUGAGAUUGAUGUUGAAGGACAGGAGCCAUGUUCCUUGUACACAGAAAAUGAGAAAAAUGCAUCCCACGUGGAGGUCACGACAACAGCAUUGUGAAGCAAAGGAGCCAUGUUCUUCAGAGGAAGAAAAGUCCAAGGAUGAAGAAUCCCUUAAAGUUCUGUGUUCAAGGAAGUUUGUGAUCCACUCACAGGUGGAGGCUGGAACUGUGAGCUGGGUCAGUUUGGUGCGGAGGACUUUUGGAAUGAUGGUGUUGAACGCUGAGCUGAAGUCCACCAACAGGAUCCUUGCAUAGGUCCCUGGGGAGUCGAGGUGUUGAAGGAUGUAGUGCAGUCCCAUGUUGACUGCAUGCUCCACUGACCUGUUUGCAGUCGGCAAACUGCGGGGGGUCCAACAGGGGUCCUGUGAUGUCCUUCAGGAGGGGACUUCACACAUCUCCAGUGAUCCGUGUGAAGAUGGGGGACAGCUGGUCAGCGCAGACUUUCAGACAGGAGGGUGAGACGCCGUCUGGACCUGGGGCCUUCCUGGUCUUCUGUCUCCUGAAGAGCUGGUAUGACCGCUUCAUUCGGGAUCAGAGGAGCCUUGAUGACUGCCAGAAAGUCCUGUGUGUGGCAAAGAAAGACAUGCUGGGCAUUCAUGGGAGGCUGCUUGAAAAUUUUUUAUUUAUGUUAUUUAUGUAUAUUCACACAAGGACAGUAAGGAUGUGGACUCAGGAGGCUGCAGGGGCACUGCAGGACUGCUUUGAGACAAUAGACUGGGAUGUACUCUGUGAGCCACACGGGGAGGACAUUGACGACAUGACGGACCGCAUCACAGAAUAUAUCAGGUUCUGUGAACACACCACCACACCAACCCGGACUGUUCACUGCUUCCCCAACAACAAGCCAUUGAUUACCAGUGACCUGAAAGCACUCCUCAACAAGAAGAAGAGGGCCUUCAGGUCUGGUGACAGAGAGGAGCUGAGGAGAGUGCAGCAUGAACUCAGGGAGAUGCUGAGGUGUGUAAAGACAGCUACAGGAGGAACCUGGAGGCCAAACUCCAGCAGAACAAUGUGAGGAUGUGUGGACUGGGAUGAAACAGAUCACUGGAUGUAAAGUGAAGGGCAACCAACCAUCAGGCGGUCUGGAGAGAGCCAACGAGCUGAAUGGCUUCUCUAACAGGUUUAGCUCGCAGCCUUCCAGCCCCCCACUCACCCACACUGUUUACACCCCCCCGUCUCCUCCACUAUUGACACCAGCACCCACCCCAGCAUGACUGUGACUACAGGCCAGGUCAGGAGACAGCUGGAGAGACUCCACCAACGGAAGGCUGCAGGACCUGAUGUUAUCAGCCCCAGGAUCCUGAAGACCUGUGCUAGCCAGCUGUCUCCUGUUCUCUAACAUCUCUACAACCUGAGCCUGAGUCUGGAGAGAGUCCCGGUGCUGUGAAAGACGUCCUGCCUUGUUCCUGGCCCGACACAGUCAACUCCAUCGGACUUCAAUGACU